AUGACCAUGAGAUCCGCAGUGUUCAAGGCGGCCGCGGCCCCUGCCGGCGGCAACCCUGAGCAGCGACUGGACUACGAGCGGGCUGCGGCGCUGGGCGGGCCCGAGGACGAGCCCGGGGCGGCCGAAGCCCACUUCCUCCCUCGGCACCGUAAGCUCAAGGAGCCGGGGCCCCCGCUGGCCUCCUCCCAGGGCGGGAGCCCCGCGCCCUCCCCUGCCGGCUGCGGCGGCAAGGGCCGGGGCUUGUUACUCCCGGCCGGGGCGGCCCCCGGGCAGCAGGAAGAGAGCUGGGGCGGCUCGGUGCCCUUGCCCUGCCCGCCCCCGGCCACCAAACAAGCCGGCAUUGGGGGGGAGCCAGCGGCAGCCGGAGCCGGCUGCAGUCCCCGACCCAAGUAUCAGGCGGUGCUGCCCAUUCAGACGGGCUCUCUCGUGGCGGCGGCCAAAGAGCCUACGCCCUGGGCUGGGGACAAGGGUGGGGCGGCUCCCCCAGCUGCCACCGCCUCGGACCCGGCGGGACCCCCACCACUACCUCUGCCCGGGCCGCCACCCCUCGCGCCCACCGCCACCGCCGGGACCCUGGCGGCCAGCGAGGGCCGAUGGAAGAGUAUGAGGAAGAGCCCUCUCGGGGGUGGCGGCGGCUCGGGAGCCUCCAGUCAGGCCGCCUGCCUCAAACAGAUCCUUCUGCUGCAAUUGGACCUCAUCGAACAGCAGCAGCAGCAGCUGCAGGCCAAGGAAAAGGAGAUCGAGGAGCUGAAGUCAGAGAGAGACACGCUCCUUGCUCGGAUUGAACGGAUGGAAAGGCGGAUGCAGCUGGUAAAGAAGGAUAACGAGAAAGAAAGGCACAAGCUGUUUCAGGGCUAUGAAACUGAAGAGAGAGAGGAAACGGAGCUAACUGAGAAAAUUAAACUGGAGUGCCAGCCUGAGCUUUCCGAGACAUCCCAGACUCUGCCUCCCAAGCCUUUCUCUUGUGGGCGAAGUGGAAAGGGACACAAAAGGAAAUCCCCAUUUGGAAGUACAGAAAGAAAGAUUCCUGUUAAAAAGCUGGCUCCUGAAUUUUCAAAAGUCAAAACAAAAACUCCUAAGCACUCUCCCAUUAAAGAGGAACCCUGUGGUUCCUUAUCUGAAACUGUUUGUAAACGUGAAUUGAGGAGCCAAGAAACUCCAGAAAAGCCCCGGUCUUCAGUGGACACCCCACCAAGACUCUCCACUCCCCAGAAGGGACCCAGCACCCAUCCCAAGGAGAAAGCCUUCUCAAGUGAGAUAGAAGAUUUGCCGUACCUUUCCACCACAGAAAUGUAUUUGUGUCGUUGGCACCAGCCUCCCCCAUCACCGUUACCAUUACGGGAAUCCUCUCCAAAGAAGGAGGAGACUGUAGCAAGGUGUCUGAUGCCAUCAAGUGUUGCAGGAGAAACUUCAGUCUUGGCUGUUCCUUCUUGGAGGGACCACUCAGUAGAGCCUCUAAGGGACCCAAAUCCUUCAGACCUUUUGGAGAACCUGGAUGACAGUGUGUUUUCAAAGCGGCAUGCAAAACUGGAGCUGGAUGAGAAGAGAAGGAAAAGAUGGGAUAUUCAGAGGAUCAGGGAACAAAGAAUUUUACAGCGACUGCAGCUCAGAAUGUAUAAAAAGAAAGGAAUUCAGGAAUCUGAGCCUGAGGUUACCUCAUUUUUCCCUGAGCCAGAUGAUGUUGAAAGUUUGAUGAUUACUCCCUUCUUGCCUGUUGUAGCAUUUGGACGACCAUUACCAAAAUUAACUCCACAGAAUUUUGAACUGCCCUGGUUGGAUGAGCGUAGCCGAUGCAGGUUGGAGAUCCAGAAGAAACAAACACCUCACCGGACGUGUAGGAAAUAGCUGUGCUGGCAGGAACCUUCUGUCUUCAGAUAGUUGUAGCAUGCCACUCCCAGAGAGUGGCAGAGACCUGUAUAUGUGACCUGUGUCCUCAUGUAUGUUAUCAUUCGCUGAUAGUGCCCUUCCAUACUCCCUUGAUCUUGGUUCUGUUUUCAUCACUCUGAUUUCACAAAGACUCUUUCAUUGGGCUAAUUGUGAAUUAUGGAGGGUGAUUGGGAUUUCCUUUCCCUUUUGGGGGAAAUGAGCUCUCAAGCUAAAUCUAUAGGAUGGCAGAUUUGGAAGCUUCAGGGGUCUGCUUCUAUACAUUUGCCUGUGUUAAAGGGGUAAAAGGGCUCUCUUCAUUAGAUGUGUGGAAGAUGAAGCAACCCCUGCCUUUAGAGCUGUGCCUGCAUGGCACUCUUCUCACGGUGGUAUACCCUUCCUUAUAGUUUGCAUAGAGUGGUUUUUACCCUAAAAGAAAACAAAAAAGCCUCACCAUGAGCUUAAGGACCAGAUGAGGAAUAACAAGUCAAGUGAUGAAGCAAGUCAUCUUCACAGGGUAGAAAAGAGAUUGGAGAGUUGGUAGAUAAAUGUCUGAAAAGACAGUUGUUCUCUUAAAACUAUUCUGUGAUAUAGCCAUGUGGGAAGGGAUGUUUGGCUGUGAUUAUUUUCGUAGUUAAUGGGUAACUGAAUUUCUUCCCUCAUCCCUCAAAAAAUAAAAUAUUUGGAAAAGAGAAUGGGGAUGGUUAGUUUUGGACAAGUUAUGGCUCCUAAACAAAAGCAGUUGGUAUUUGGGGAUGGCAUGCCAGAACCUGUAUAGAUGUCCUUGCAUCACUUCACUUCUCAAGUAUUCCUUAGUUGGGCUUUAUCCUUUUAGCUGAGCUCUUGGUGGUGGGAUAGAGAUGUAGGGAGGGUGGGGGGUGUAUGUGGAAAUAUGUGCUUCCUUUGGCUGGCAAAUGUCUACAUCUUGAAACAAACAGAUGUACCUAAUGAGCUUCUCCAUUCACUUUGUAAAGGUAGAUUUAUAUGUGUACCAUCUUGGUUCCCCCCCCCCUCCAUUUUGUUAAAAAUUUUCAGGACAGCACUCCAGGCCACUUUGGUCUCAGUGUAAGAUCCCUGUAACUAUCUGGAAGGAAAAUAGAGCCAAGACCUCUGGUCUUAAAUAUAUAGGAAUUGCCUUUCUUUAGUCUUCAGGACUAUUGUGUGAAAACAAGUAGGGGUCUAAUCUCCUAGAAGGUAGGGGCUGUUAUCCUUGAAGAGACUAUGUCCCCAGAUUAUUAGCACUUUUAGAGGAGAAGCCAAGGUAUGUAGGGUGUGUGGCCGGCCCAUCAGUGGAGCAUGAGAGAAUGGGAUACCAUUGUGGGAAAAAAUGAAAAGUUCCUCAGGGGCCUCCCACUGCUAAAGCUUUUUUUGUGAGAUGUUGAUCUGUGCUCCCUGGGUUUGACUUAUAAAGGAAUUAUUCCGGCAGCACAUAUAGUAUUCUUGGAUGAUCUUGCUGCUCUUAUUUCUCCUUUUAUGUGUGUGUGUGGCUAUGGGUUUUCAUUUGUAACUCCAUCUACUUAGGAGAGUGGGCUCUCCACAAGGGAACCUGCUGUGAACUUCUUUGCAGCAAGAAUGUAGAGAGAAAUAGGACUUAUUCCACUAGGGGCUCUCAUCUCACACCUUAAGGAGAGAAAGGAGAGUUCUAGAAAAACUGGGCCAGAUUUUCUUUGUUCUCCAUCAUUUUAAUAUGGCAACCUGUUCAGCUUUCCUACUCUGACCUAUGUUAUACUCCUUGUAAUGUGCCCAAGAAGAAAAAAAGACCAAUCAGUGUCUCUUUACUUUAUUCCUUCAUUCCUCUCAGUUUCUUCUUGACUUCCAGUAUUUGACAGAUUCUUAAUUUGGAUAUGGGUUAGCAAAUUUAACCUUUGUGUUUGUGACCUACCCAGGGGACUACCCAGAUUCUGAACUUGAGCUAGACUAAGAGGAAUUCAUGAGGUGCUAUCUGGCCAGACUUAAGUGGAUUCUGUUUCCUUGGUUCUCCCUCUACCUAGGACCUUUUAUUUUAUUGUCCCCUCUUCUAGAUCAAUUCUCCUUUGAUUUGGAUAUGUUGAGGUUUGUUGAGAGGAGGUUGGAGAGUAGAUUAGCAAAGUUCCAAGAGCAAAAUUACAGUGUGUUAGAGUGUGGGGGGAAAAUUAGUCUUAUUUUUUCCCUACAUGGGAUACAACACUGUGAAAUUCAAUCUUCAACUGAAGGCCCUGAAAUUCUCCUAAAACAUAGUUCUUUGUUUCUUUCUUUAACAAAGUUUAAGCUAGUGUUAAUAAAUUAAAAAGAGAAAUUGCUUGUCUGUCCACUUCAGCUUUGUUUUAUGCCCAUUUCAUAUUGUUGUCUGUGUUGUAAUUCAUACUUUUGAUACCAUUUCUGAUGUGUAAAAUUGGUUGUCUUGUAAAUAUCUUAUAAAGAGUUCAAUUGUAAAUAAACUAUUGUGGCUGUUAAUUUUUGAA
Equus quagga is the source of this 4304-nucleotide messenger RNA. RefSeq names its product MSL complex subunit 1 (gene MSL1). The coding region runs from base 1 to 1845 and encodes 614 amino acids. Lineage: Eukaryota; Metazoa; Chordata; Mammalia; Perissodactyla; Equidae. Gene Ontology annotation, cellular component: MSL complex. The transcript has 9 exons. The record is from RefSeq and is a predicted model, not a curated record.